AUGGCGGCGGAGGUCAUCCCUCCAGCGCUCGCCGGCCCCACCGAGCACGGCACCAGCACGAAGGAGGCUACGACGACCACGCUCGGCCUGCUCAAGAGCGAGUGGGAGCUGCUCACGCUCAGCACGGCGGUCAAGCUGCUCCUCUUCCCCACGUACCACUCUACGGACUUUGAGGUGCAUCGUAACUGGCUCGCCAUUACGCGCUCGCUCCCCAUGCGCGACUGGUACUUUGAAGCCACCUCGCAGUGGACGCUCGACUAUCCGCCAUUCUUUGCGUACUUUUCGUGGAUCCUGGCGCAGCCUGCGGCGCUGGUCGAUCCACUCAUCGUCAGCCUGCACGAGGGGCUCGAAUACUCUGCCUGGUCCUGCAAGGCAUACAUGCGCGCCACGGUGAUCGCCACCGAGCUCGUGCUCGCAGCAGCACUGCUCGCGCAUGCAAGGAUCGGCACGCAGCGCACCAUGAAGAUCGGAUUUACGGACUCGACGACGGCGGGCCCAAGCACGUCGUACAUCCUGGCAGCGAGCCUGCUCAUGCAUCCGGGACUGAUCAUCAUCGACCACAUCCACUUUCAGUACAACGGCUUCUUGUUCGGCGUGCUGGCCUGGUCGCUGUGGGCGGCGCGCGAAGACCACCCGCUGCUGUGCGCGUUCCUGUUCAGCUCGCUGCUCAACCUCAAGCACAUCUACGUCUACGUCGCGCCGCCGUUCCUGGUGUUUCUGCUGCGCUCGUAUGUGGUGCCUGUCGGCACUCGCGCCAGCGACGUCGGACGCUGCGUCGAAAGGCUCAUCACCGUCGGCGUGGUCACGCUCAUCCCGUUCGUGCUCAGCCUCGCACCGCUCGCGCUGGACGGGCUUCGGCACGAAGCCGGCCCACUUGGCGUGCUGGCACAGAUGGUGAAAAGGUUGUUCCCGUUCAGCCGCGGGCUGAUCCACGCCUACUGGGCACCCAACGCUUGGGCGCUAUGGACGUUCGCGGACCGUGUGUUGGUCAAGCUGCUCCCACGUGUGCCUGCGCUGCGCAUGUUUGUACCGGCAGGUAUGCUUGCGCGCUUCGAUGCGUCUGCCGGCUCGGGAUUCGCGUCGGCCUCGCGCGGGCUGGUGGAGAACAUCGCGUUCGGGAUCAUGCCGGACAUCAGUCCGUCCAUGUGCUUUGCGCUCACGCUGACGUGCAUGUGCGUGUACAUGGUCAAGCUGUGGCAGACGCCGACGUACCGCUCGUUCUUGGCUGCCGUCAGCCUGUGUGGCUUUGCAUCGUUCCUGUUCGGAUGGCAUGUGCAUGAAAAGGCCAUCAUGCUCCCGCUCAUCCCCUACACGCUGCUCGCCGCGGUCGACUACGCCCACUUGCGCACGUUUGUGCUGCUCAGUGCAGCGGGCAUCGUCUCGCUCUUCCCGCUGCUGUUUACGCCGCAAGAGGCGCCGAUCAAGAUGGCGUAUUCGAUCGUGUGGGCGCUGCUCGUGCUGGGCCCGCUGCAGAAGCGCGUCUUCCGACCCGUGCAGUCGAAUCUCGGCCUCGUCGUGCAUCGGCUCGAGUCGCUGUAUCUGUGGGGUUUCGUGGCGCUUCAGGCGUACGUCUCGAUCGUGCAUCCGAUGAUCUUUGCACAGGCAGGCCACAGCGUUGUGCUGCCUGUGCAGCCGGUGCUUGCUUCGCCGGCGAACGCGACGCAUGCAAGCGCAGCAGCUGCGCAUUUGGCGUCCGAUGUCAUUCCACUACCUCCAGCGACAGCGAUAGCCGACAGCGCUGCUGUGCAGAUUGACGCCGACCCGCCGCUUCCUGUGGCAACACCAGAUUCGAAUGCCGAUGGCGCAGAUGAAGCCGUCGCUGUCGACACUGCCGAGUUCGACGUUGCGCCUCCUACUUCCGAUUCGAUAUCGAGGCGACUGCUGUCGACACCCACGGCUCCCGACACACCCUCAACAGGGUCGAUCCAAGAUCAGCCCGAAGCGACCGCCACCACCAGCAAAGUGCAAGAGCUUACGCCAUCCGAGUCGUCGAUGGAGUUCCUUCCACUCAUGAUGGUGAGCGUGUACUGCAGCCUGGGCGUCAUCUGGGCAUGGAUGCGCGCCUCGGCCGUCUAUCUCCUCAGCGAGGCCUAA
Moesziomyces aphidis is the source of this 2094-nucleotide messenger RNA. NCBI's taxonomy places the organism in Eukaryota, Fungi, Basidiomycota, Ustilaginomycetes, Ustilaginales, Ustilaginaceae. The record is from the annotation of a GenBank genome assembly.